Molecule: messenger RNA, 2322 nt
Organism: Perca flavescens (yellow perch)
Lineage: Eukaryota; Metazoa; Chordata; Actinopteri; Perciformes; Percidae
Product: kinesin-like protein KIF3B
Exons: 9
Coding region: 1-2322 (773 amino acids)
Biological process (GO): microtubule-based movement; mitotic cell cycle
Cellular component (GO): microtubule
Molecular function (GO): microtubule binding; ATP binding; microtubule motor activity
Source: RefSeq, a predicted model, not a curated record
AUGUCUAAAACCAAACAUUGCGAGGCGGUCAGGGUGGUGGUCCGCUGCCGGCCAUUCAGCAGGAGAGAGGCGACAGUGGGCUGUGAAAACAUUCUGCAGAUUGAUGACAGACUGGGACAGAUCACCCUCAAGAACCCGAAGGCACCACCUGAUGAGCCAAGGAAAGUAUUCACGUUUGAUUCUGUGUAUGGCUUGGAUUCAAAACAAAGAGACAUUUAUGAUGACGCCGUGAGACCUCUCGUGGAGUCCGUGCUCCAAGGCUUCAACGGGACUAUAUUUGCGUAUGGACAAACGGGGACAGGUAAAACACACACCAUGCAAGGGGUUUCAAACGACCCAGAGAUGAGAGGUGUUAUACCAAAUUCAUUUCAGCACAUCUUUACACAAAUAUCCAGAACUCAGAAUCAGAAAUACCUGGUGAGGUCAUCAUACCUGGAGAUCUACCAGGAGGAAAUCCGAGAUCUGCUGUGCAAAGACAACAACAGGAAACUGGAGCUUAAAGAAAACCCUGACUUUGGUGUUUAUGUGAAAGAUCUGUCCUCGGUGGUCACAAAGAAUGCCACUGAGAUUGAACAUGUGAUGAACAUAGGCAACCAGUCCAGGGCUGUGGGGUUCACGAACAUGAAUGAACGCAGCUCUCGGUCUCAUGCCAUUUUUGUCAUAACCGUGGAGUGUAGUGAACUAGGGCCAGAUGGCGAGGACCACAUCCGUGUUGGGAAGCUCAACAUGGUUGACCUGGCUGGCAGCGAGCGCCAGAGCAAGACGGGCGCGAAAGGAAAGCGACUUAAGGAAGCAGCCAAAAUCAACCUGUCCCUCUCAGCACUGGGGAAUGUCAUCUCAGCCCUGGUGAAUGGGAAGAGCACCCACGUCCCUUACAGAGACUCCAAACUGACCCGCUUGCUCCAGGACUCACUGGGUGGCAACGCAAAGACGGUCAUGAUAGCAACAGUGGGGCCAUCGCACAAGAACUUUGAGGAAUCCCUGUCCACUCUGAGGUACGCCAGCCGGGCCAAGAACAUCAAGAACAAACCUCGGAUUAAUGAGGAUCCCAAAGAUGCCCUGCUGAGGGAGUUUCAGGAGGAGAUUGCACGCUUGAAAGCCCAGCUAGAGGAGCGAGGGAUGCUGGCAAAGGAGAGGAGGAAGAGAAGGAACAGCAAAAGGCUGAGUAAAAGUAUGGCUGGCAUGGAAGAGGAGAUGUUCAGAGAGAGGGAGGCGGAUGUGUGGAAGGCUUUCGAGGAGGAACCAGAGGUGAGACUUCGUAUGAAAGAUGGAAGCGAUAUCCCCAAGGCCCUGACCUGCCAGGGGAGCGGGGAGAAGUUAAAGCACCUGAUUGAAAACAGAAAAAGUAUACAGGACAUGCAGUGGGAUCAAGAUGCUUUGGAGAAGAUAAUUGAGAAAUAUAAGGCUAUGGAGAGCAAACUGUUAGUGGGAGGAAAGACUAUAAUUGAUCACACCAAUGAACAGCAAAAAAUGCUGGAGCUGAAGAGGCAAGAAAUUGCAGAGCAGAUAAGAGGAGAGAGAGAGAUCCAGCAGCAGAUGAUGUUGCAGGACGAGGAGACCUUAGAAAUGAGAGAGACGUUCUCCUCCCUGCAGCAGGAGGUGGAACACAAGACAAAAAAGCUGAAGAGGUUGUAUGCCAAACUCCAGUUGGUGAAGGCAGAGAUGACAGAUGUCAUUGAUGAACAUGUCCUAAUCAGACAGGAGCUGGAACAGACACAAACUGAACUCACCAGAGAACUCAAGUACAAAUAUCUCUUGAUUGAGAACUUUAUACCUCCAGAGGAAAAGAACAAGAUCAUGAACAGGCUGCACUUUGACAGUGAGGAGGAUCAGUGGAGACUCCAGCCGGUCAUUCCAUCGGAGAGUGCACCCACUCAGGUCACAAGAAGGCCUCUCUCAGCUGUGGGAUACAAGAGGCCAAUCAGCCAAUACGCACAGAUUGCUGUUUCCAAGGCAACUGGGGCCCCAUCUAGAUACCAGGCUGAGAAUAUAAUGCUGUUGGAGUUGGACAUGUCUCCACCGACCAUGUUCAACUUGUCCCUUAAUGGCGCUCACCUGGAGAGAGCCUUUUCUCCAAGGCUGAUGCAGGAUCUUCUGGUAUCAGGCACCGCAAGCAGGAUCCAUUGCAUCAUCCUCAUCAUCCACCACUCUGACAUCAGGAUCUCAGAGUUUCUCUCCCUCUCAGAGACAAAGACCAUCCUCUGCUGCCUAUCUUCCACUGGGAGGUCCAAUUCAGUCAAGCCCCUGAUAUGUGUCAACACAACUGAUUUUGCUGACAAAAGGAGAGCAAAGGUUGAACUGUCAGCUCUGAGCAAGGUGUGA